AUGUUAGCAAGUAUGGCAAACGCAAGUUUACUCGGAUUUCUGGGUAUUUCACUAGAAGAGCAUCAACCAACAAUUUGGUGCCGCUGGCGUGGCUUUUUUAUCCAUGGUUUUCUCUGUGCGCUUUAUGAUUCGUACAUUUUACAAGCUGCGUAUCGUCUUUGUCGAGUUGUGUUUUACCGUCGUAAACAUUUACAUAGUUUCCCCUUGUAUCUACUUCUUGUACCUAUUGAAUCGAUCUUUGGUAUUGUAUGUAUAUCACCUGUCCUUGUGCGUAAUGAUGUUAUUUAUCUUUCAAGUGAAUUCUAUUGUCAAACGCCGUUUACGAAUAUCCCGGCGAUUGGCUAUGUUGCCAUUCGAUUGUUUUUUCUCCCACUUCUAUUCAUCGCUUCAUUUUAUAUAUUUCUACUCAGACAUAUUCGAAACAUGACGUCAUCGCCAGCAAUGACCGGAUAUUAUCGACGGCGUGCGAAACAAAAUACUCGCGACUUGAUUGUUAUUCGACGAUUGUUGUUAAUGUUAGGCGUGUUAAUUCUUCUUGGUUUACCAUCGAUGGUUUUCUUAGGUAUUUUUCUAUUUACAGGGCAUCUCGUUCCUGUUACAUAUCGAAUCGGAUGGCUAUCUGUUUCUAUAUCGCUUGUUUUUCUUGCUUAUAUGAUCAUUCAAUUGACAAAUCCACUACGAAAAACCGUCCGACGAAUCUUUCAACGAAGUCCUGCUAGUCCAAAUCGCAGUAAAUCAUCUCGAGAACAUCAACAGCAAGCGAGUAGUGUGUAA
Adineta ricciae is the source of this 774-nucleotide messenger RNA. The record is from the annotation of a GenBank genome assembly. NCBI's taxonomy places the organism in Eukaryota, Metazoa, Rotifera, Eurotatoria, Adinetida, Adinetidae.